CGCCGGGCCGGGCCUUCGCGACAGCGCCGUAAAACCCGCGGCCGGCGGCGGGAGGCGGCGAUGGCGGCGGCCCGGGCGCUGCGGGGGGGCGGCUUCUGCUGCUGCCGCCGCCUCCUCCUCUCCUCCCCCCGUCUCCUCUCCUCCUUCUCCCCCUCCUCCGGCGGCGGCCCCAGGACGGAGCGGCAGGAGAGCGCGGGCCCGGGCUUCAGCCCCCCCGCGCACUCCCGCAGUGACUGGAUCGGCCCCCCGGACAAGCACUCCAACCUGCGGCCCGUCGUCUUCUACGUGCCCGCCGAGGAGUCGCCCCUGGAGCGGCGGCUGCGGGAGGCGCGGCAGGAGGCCCAGGCCUGCGACCAGCGCUUCUGGGCCCGGCACAACCGCGCCUUCCAGCAGGAAAAAGAAGAAUUUAUUUAUUCAAGACUGAAAGCCAAGGGUCUGGAAAUGAGAGAUGAAACAGGUAAAAAAGCAACACUGAAUGCAGAAGAAAUGGCUGACUUUUACAAGGACUUUCUAAGUAAAAAUUUUAGAAAGCAUAUGCAGUAUAACAGAGACUGGUAUAAACGUAACUUUACUAUCACAUUCCUGAUGGGACAAGUAGCACUGCUGAGAGCUUUGAGGUGGCUUCGUUGGAAAAAGAAAAAUGUUGGAAAUUAGUGAUCACAGCUUCAUGAAGAAUGCAACACUAGCUAGGCCUGCUAUAAACUUGGUGUUUAUAGUGAUGUUCAGAAUCUGAAUGACUAGUAAUUGUUUGAAUUUGUUUGUUAAACUAUGUAAAUAAAAGUUCCCAUUGGUCUUAAUUUAUAAUCAACAUGUAGAUUUCCUUCGUUUUAUUCCAAGAAUAUCUAAAAUAUUUUUCAACCAGAACAGCUGAGGAAACUAUGAAGAACUGUUCCUCCUUUACCUUAGGUGGAAGGGAUCACAACUGUCAUGUUUUUACCACACAGUCAUGGCUCCUAAAUAACGUGUGACUCAGUGUGCUGUACCACAGGUCAGAGAAUGAUGUCUCUGCUGACCAUUUUAGUCUCUAAGGCAAAAAUGCCUCAUUUUGUGGCAGUUGUCUGGAGCAGUGGUUGUCCCCAAGUAAUAUAACAUGGCUGAAGGAAUAGAUAUGAUUUGUGAGUAUAUAUACAAUCAAUUUAGCAUAACCCUCUUUCCAGUGUGAUUAUUUCCUAUUUUUAAUAAAGAUUUAAUAUAUUAUUUCAUAUAAAUUACUAAUGUAAUCUGAUAUUUUAUUUUAAUUAAAAUAAAUUUGCUUCUCUUGGACAAGA
Molecule: messenger RNA, 1268 nt
Organism: Apus apus (common swift)
Lineage: Eukaryota; Metazoa; Chordata; Aves; Apodiformes; Apodidae
Product: cytochrome c oxidase assembly factor 8
Exons: 5
Coding region: 61-654 (197 amino acids)
Biological process (GO): intrinsic apoptotic signaling pathway
Cellular component (GO): mitochondrion
Source: RefSeq, a predicted model, not a curated record